AUUUAUGGGACUCGCGUGAAAAUGAUCCGGUUCAAGCUGUAUCAAUAUUCGUCGGUAAAUAAUAAUAAACGUAAUCGUUUGGAAAUAAACGCGUCGCGGAAUAAUUUGCAUCGUACGUCAUUUUUGUUUGAAACCUUUGCCCGAUUAUUGUUUCGCGAAACGUUCUGCACGAUUAAUGUCGUUUAUUAAAAAGACUCGAGGAUUCUUUAUUAAAAUCGUCGACUCGCGUCCGUGGCGAGUAUUUUUGCCAACGAAGGCCAUUUUUUUUUCUUUUUCUCGUCUUCGUGUUCGAAAUAGAGGCGCUUCGCAGAUCAAACAGAGAAGUAGAAGGAUCCGAAUAAAGCAGCUAAUAACAUUCCAAUGUUAUUUAUUGGAAACAAUGACUCUAUACGUAUGGGGAAAAUAUUUGAGGUGUAACUACUUUAGCAAAAGUAUACUUUAAAGACAGAAUCGAUAAAAGUUGACACAAAACUAUGAUGCAACAAGUUUGUACUUGGGUUUUACCAAUACAAACAUAGAGCGAACUCGUAUAAAGAAUGUUCGUUACUUUGAAAAGUGCCAUUUCGUUUAAUUUUGCCCGCGUUUCGGACGCUUUUGCGACCUUUUGAAAUAGCUUCCGGGAUAGGAAACGGCCAGCAGGAAGCCAGCGAGUGCUCGAACCAUAAAAGAACGAGCAAUUUGAUCGUUGAAUUGGCGAUGAUCUGUGUGUUUGCCGAACCCAGUGACCGUUUGGAAGAAGCACCGACACGACGCAUGCGUUUGCAACCUGGACGAAUGUAUCGGCGAGUCCGCGAAGUGGAGGGAGGCCCGAGCACGUGUGAAACAGCUGUAGAUUUAAUCAGUGUAUAGAGCAGGUACGAGACGACGCAUCAAUCGGUAAGCCUCUCCUUCCCAAGGAUCCUCGUCGUCGAACUUUAAGCUCCGCGAACGCGAUGAAAAGUGAAAUUCGAACAGAGAAAGCAAGUGACACCAGUGGACACAACGACGUUUCCGCUCCGAUUCGAAUUCUACGUUUGUUCGCGCGACAGUCGUCGAUCUUUCGAUACUACUUCGACGAUCGAGCCAUCGGGCAGAUGACAUCGAAAACGAGACGCGAAACGCGGAAACUGAUACCGCGAAUAGCGAACAGGACGAUCACGUGUGCCAAAUCGUUCUCACGUGGACGACCAUCAGCCGACCGACGAGCGAUUCCUCGUCGUGAAAAGAUCGUUCGCGACAUCCGCUAAUUGCCUCGUAGAGGUUUCGCUAAUUGUCGGGUUGUUCGACUGACAGUGAAUUCAAACGACGGUUAAUGGAACGCUGGUUGCAUAAUGGACGAAACCGAUGCUCGGACCCAGAACCGACUGCAUCCUAUGUCAAUGUCAAAUUCGUAUUCGGGUGUUUCGUAAUUCCUGGACUCCGAUUGGCGCGAUGUGCUAGAAAAGGGAAUACGGGGUCGACAAAACACUUUUUCGGACGAAGCAUGAUCGAAUUCAACUUGAAGAAGCUGCUCAAGAGCAGAGUACCUGUUCUAAAAUGGCUACCCCUCUACAAAACGCGCGACGCAUUGGGUGACCUAGUUGCGGGCCUGACAGUGGGCCUGACCUUGAUACCGCAGGCGAUCGCGUACGCCGGAUUGGCCGGACUGACGCCUCAGUAUGGACUUUACAGCGCGUUCGCGGGCAGUUUCGUUUACAUUGUUUUUGGUACAUGCCGAGAAGUCAAUAUUGGACCGACCGCGUUGAUCUCUCUAUUGACAUACACAUACGCAAGAGGCAAUCCAGAGUACGCGGUGCUCCUGUGCUUCCUAUCAGGCUGCGUAACGAUCAUCUUCGGGAUACUCCGGUUAGGAUUCCUAGUAGAGUUCGUGUCCAUUCCGGUGGUAUCUGGGUUCACGUCAGCGGCCAGUGUGAUCAUCGCCUGCAGUCAAAUAAAAAGUCUGUUAGGCCUGAAGAUACGCGGGGAAAGUUUCGUGGAGAUUUGGAAGGAGCUGGCGAACAACAUUAGCCAGACCAGGAUACCCGAUCUGAUCUUGUCGUGCUGUUGCAUUUUAGUUCUCCUGACCCUGAAGAAACUGAAAGACCUCAAGGUCUCGAACGAAAUUUUAAAAAAGUCCAUCUGGUUUCUGGGAACCGGUAGAAAUGCUCUCGUUGUCAUUCUGUGCGCAGUGGUUUCUUACGUCUAUGAGAACCAAGGUGGAGCGCCGUUCAUCCUCACGGGGCACAUCGACGCCGGACUACCGUCCGUUGGGCCGCCAUCGUUCUCAAGAAUAGCUGGAAACAGAACAGAAACGUUCGUAGACAUGUGCAAGAACUUGGGCACCGGCAUCGUGAUCGUUCCUUUGAUAUCGAUAAUCGGGAACAUCGCUAUCGCCAAAGCGUUCUCGCGGGGCCAAUUUCUCGACGCUACCCAAGAAAUGUUGACCCUGGGCUUGUGCAACGUGGUCGGUUCGUUUUUUCGUUCGAUGCCGGUCACCGGUUCCUUCUCAAGGAGCGCUGUGAACAACGCGUCCGGAGUAAGGACGCCUCUGGGCGGCGUGUACACAGGUAUUCUAGUCAUUCUCGCUCUAAGUUUGCUUACUCCAUAUUUUUACUACAUCCCGAGAGCGACGCUUAGCUCGGUGAUAAUUAGCGCAGUGAUAUUCAUGGUCGAGGUCAAGAUUAUACAACCGAUCUGGAAAUGCAGCAAACGCGACUUGAUUCCAACGUUCACGACGUUCUUCGCGUGCUUGUUCGCUGGAGUCGAGUUGGGGAUUUUAAUAGGGGUGACCAUUGAUCUGGCUAUAUUAAUUUAUUUCAACGCCAGGCCGACAAUAUAUAUCGAAUACAGAAAUACUCCCACGUCAAGUUACACUCUCGUGCGUCCCAGCGCUGGGCUGCUAUUCCCAGCGGUAGAUUACCUGAGGAUAUACUUAAUAGAGCACUUGGCCAAUGACCACAAGCUGCUGAAAACCUUUAAGAACUCGAAAGUCGUCGUCUUAGAUUGCAAGCACAUCGAUAAAAUUGAUUUUACUGCGGCGCAAGGAUUGAACAUGGUGAUGAGAGACUUUAAGGAAAAGAAUCAUCGCUUGAUCAUGCUACGACCGUCCAAAGAAAUCCUGCGAAGCGUUCAAUCGCUUUGCGAGGAAACGAUCAAAGUGGUCAAUAACGACAUCGAGCUCGUGGCUGCAUUGAAAAAACUUAGCACGGGCAAACGAACUCAAACCAUCAGCACGGAAGUCAUAGACAUGUCGAGUUUGAAAGCUAACGACGGAACAAGGGACGAGCUCACGUGCACGAAACUGUGAAACGAUCGUUGCAUUUAACAGAAUCAGGAAAUUAAUCGAACGUUCGGAUUAUAUCGAGGAUCAAGGAGAAUUCCUACGGGUUACUUUGCAUUUUUUUUUUUUUUGUCUUAUUUCAUUUUUUUUCUUCAAUACAUAUCGAAAAUCGAGUUAUAGGACUAUCAACGAUGUCGUAUAAAAUCGUAAUGAACAUUAACACCUAUUUACGAUCUAUUUAUGAACUGUAUGAUAAUUCGUACGAUUUUGUAACUUUUUUUUAAAGAUAUACCGAACCGACCAUGCAAUGAUGUAGUUCAUAAGAAAAUUACUUGCUUUAUUCCUAUUUAAGAGUCUAUCGACGCGUGCAAUUCUCGUUACGAACGAAGGAAUAAUACUGGUGUUUAUAAAUGCAUAUCAGAAUAUGUUGUAUAGUGUAUAUAACAUCUACCAAGUACAGCAAGUUUACGUUUUAUUUUGUAAAAACUUGUAAGUUCUCGAAAAAUAAACUAUAUGAUAUUUCUUAACAAUAUAAGUAAUAUUUAAACAAAAAUAAAUUAUCACGCUCGAAUGUACGACCGUUAUAUAAAACGUUUGGCCUCCA
Colletes gigas is the source of this 3842-nucleotide messenger RNA. RefSeq names its product sodium-independent sulfate anion transporter-like. Bases 1292 to 3265 code for a protein of 657 amino acids. Gene Ontology annotation, biological process: transmembrane transport. The record is from RefSeq and is a predicted model, not a curated record. Gene Ontology annotation, cellular component: membrane. The transcript is spliced from 11 exons. NCBI's taxonomy places the organism in Eukaryota, Metazoa, Arthropoda, Insecta, Hymenoptera, Colletidae. Gene Ontology annotation, molecular function: sulfate transmembrane transporter activity.